Anguilla rostrata (American eel) is the source of this 5988-nucleotide messenger RNA. It is a transcript of the gene lpgat1, whose product is annotated as lysophosphatidylglycerol acyltransferase 1. The record is from RefSeq and is a predicted model, not a curated record. Gene Ontology annotation, biological process: phosphatidylinositol acyl-chain remodeling. Gene Ontology annotation, cellular component: endomembrane system; endoplasmic reticulum. NCBI's taxonomy places the organism in Eukaryota, Metazoa, Chordata, Actinopteri, Anguilliformes, Anguillidae. Gene Ontology annotation, molecular function: acyltransferase activity. The transcript has 9 exons. The coding region runs from base 1058 to 2170 and encodes 370 amino acids.
AGCGGUCCAUGUGCCAGCAUCGCGCCCGGGCUACGGAGCUUGCGCACAACCACGCUCCCGUUCUAACGGUGACGUCAUGAAGAAUCUCCUGGGGCGGCUGCACGAGAGAAGAUAAUCGAAUCUCCUAUAUGAAUAACUAUCUAGCAAAUUAUUACACAGCCCGGCCGUCUGACACUCACCGAGGUCGUGCUUGCGAUAAAAAGGAGUUUGACAUGGUGUCGCUGCCAGUGCAUCUUUGCAUUCGGGUCAGACGCGAAAGAAAACGGAAAGGACAACUUUAAAACCGGGGUGUUAGCCAAAAUGCUCAGUCGUCUAGCUGGAUGCCAUGAAGAAUCAUCCGCUGUUGUACGCAUGAAAUAAGCAGCUAGGCUGCUAGCCAGGCAUCGCAGUCUGAAUUAGCUAACGGAAAUGUGGUCGGUUUGCAUAAGGAAAUGCCAUGAUGAUUAGGGCCUUGGAUAUGAAAAACUAGCUAGCUAGCUACAUGUGAUGGGCUAUAGCUACUGUGUAUAUUCAUAUUUUAAGUAGUUCGCUACUAUCAUUUGCUGGCCACAUCUGCCGGUAUUUGCAAGGCGGCUCGAGUAUAAGUAGGAUUUAGCGUAACGUUAGCCAGCUAACAGCAAGAUAUCCGUACUGUGAGAUUUUUUAUCGACGACCACUGGGUCGUUUUGUAUGCAAACAGGAAAUUAACCAUUCCAGAUUAGAGAACGGGAGCUCUUUGUCAUGGGAGCCGUUUGGAUGCGAACGGACAACGUGCGGGGGAAAUUGAGAAAAUGAAAGCUUGAUUCGCCGUUAUUCCAGUCGCACUACGAGGGCCGGCUCUUUUUUCUCACCGUUUCCCGGCUGUCGCCGCUCACACCAUGGGCGCAGCCGCCCCUGCUUAGCGCCGGGCCAGGAGACACGGUGUGCGCGUCCAGCUUGCCCGGGACCUCCGCGCCUCGGAUGGUAAUGCGAGGCUUGGAAGAGACGCGAUUUGAACCCGGCGUCGGCCUCUGUGCGUGAUAUUGACGGCUCUGCCCAGACUGCAUAUUCAGGCGCGGAGACUUCGGUCAGAGACAGAAUGGCUCGGAUUUUUGAGGAAGCCCGCAAACUGGGCUGGAUCCUGCUGAAGGCCCUGCUACGCUUCGCCUUCAUGUUCAUAAAUAACUGUGUGGCCAUACCUUCAUACUGCCUGUAUCUGCUGCUCCUGCAGCCCCUCAGGCUAAUGGACGCCCGCGCUUUCUGGCACAUCGAGGGGGUCAUGUUUAAGUGGAUGCUGGCUAUGGUGUCCUCCUGGGGCUGGAUCGCAGGUUAUACAGUGAUGGAGUGGGGCGAUGAUGUGAAGCCCAUCUCAGAGGAAGAAGCCAUGGUCAUCGUAAACCACCAGGCCACCGGGGACGUGUGCACACUCAUGAUGUGCUUACAGGACAAGGGCACGGUGGUGAGGAAGAUGAUGUGGCUGAUGGACCACGUGUUUAAAUACACAAACUUCGGCCUGGUGUCCCUGAUACAUGGAGACUUCUUCAUCAGACAGGGUAAAGCUUUCCGGGACAAGCAGCUGAUCUUCCUGAAGGAGCACCUGGAGCAGCUGUACCUCAGCCGGGACAGGAAGUGGGUGGUGCUGUUCCCCGAGGGCGGCUUCCUGCGCAAGCGACGGGACACCAGCCAGGCCUUCGCCAGGAAGCACGACCUGCCGCACCUGCGUCACGUGACCCUGCCGCGGCUGGGCGCCACGCAGGUCAUCCUGCAGACCCUGGGCCCACAGCAGGAGAACGGGGCGCUGUCUGCCGGGGACGCCGGCCAAUCAGUGCGUAGGGCCCCAGGUCUGCAGUGGGUGGUGGACAUCACCAUCGCCUACCCCAACGCCCGGCCCAUGGACAUCCAGACCUGGAUCUUUGGGUACCGGCCCCCUUCAGUCACUCACGUGCACUACAGGAUCUACCCCAUUAAAGACGUUCCCGUGGAAACCGAACUCCUUACAGACUGGCUCUACCAGAGGUUCGUGGAGAAGGAGGACCUGCUGGCCCACUUCUACGAGACAGGUGCUUUCCCUCCACCUAAAGGUCAGAAGCACGCUGUUUCCAAGGAGAUGACCCUUGACCCUGUGUGGCUGUGUGUGAUUCAGUCUCUGGCCUUUGCAUCGGGCUACAUGUGGUACAGUGUCCUUCAGUAUUUCUACUGCUGCUUUUUCUGAGCGGGCAGCUCCGCCCCCGUCGCUCAGCUGUCCAAUCACCACCUGGGUGGCUCAGCUGUCCAAUCACCAUCCACCUGAGGUCUGAAUGUAAAUUAGCCAAGCCCAGGGAGUCGCCACCAAACGCAUUUCUGUGCGGAAACUGUUUCCCCCUGUGCGCACACGUGCACACACACACACAGACAGACACACACAUUCAUGUACACACAGACACACACACUCAUACUAACAUUCUUACAUGCAGUCACACAUACACACACAAACACACCCAUGUACACACACAGAGACGCUCUCUUCCUGUAAACUCAAGACAAAGGCUCAGGGUUAACCUGGAGAAGGAUGUGGAUAUUGAAGCCCCGCCCCCCUGUGGGUCGGUGUGAGAAGAGGCCCUGCCCAUGUCCCCGCCCCCUCUCUCUGCAGCUCCUGGGGCGGGGGCUUUCUGAACACCUGGACCACCAAGGCUCUUCACCUGGGUCGGACUUACCCCCCAACCCCCCACCCCUCCCUCCUCAAUUGCACUAUGGAUCCAAACUGCCCCCCCCCCUCCCCCGAAAACUCUUUAAACAUCUUUUAAAAACAGUCACUGCAAUAGCAUUUUAUUUUCCUUCUUAUGAAUUAUUGUUGUUGCACAUUUUUAUUUGAUUUUUUAAACAUUUCUUUUAGACCGUGCCCCUGCAGAAUGGCUCGGGCUCACGGUGUACCCUUGUUUACACUGGUCAUAGAUUUUAAGACGAACCUGGGGAGGGCGGUGAUGGGGGGGGGGAGGUGGUGGGAUGGACCCAGGAGAGGGGGAGGGAAGUUGACUCCCCACAUCCCCCCUCCCCAGACGCACUAAUGACGGAGCACUGAUGGUGUGUAGCCCCCCCCCCGCUGGAAUCUACUCUUCUGCCACACUGCUUCAAAAUCAUUUCAAAAAUCUAAAAAUAAAAUUUUUAAAAGAAGAGACUUUCCCACCCCCCAUCAGCCAAUAAAGACAUUGGCGUUCACUGAUUUUAACAACAAAAACAAAAAAAUUGAGGGAAAAAAAAUAAACAAGAACGAGAAAAGAGAAAAGAGAAGGCUCAGCACAGGGAAUGGCACACCGGACUGCUGCCUCCAACUGUAAGCCAUACACUUAAUGUCUGGAACUGGGGAGGACGACCAAAAAGAGAAAACAGACUUCAAAAAAUUAAACUACCAAAACGGCGUGUUUUUCCUCUUCCCUUUGCUUUCCUGCAUUCUAGAACCCAGAUUUGACAGACAGGACUUUGUAGGUGUUCUUACUGUAAAUUUAACAGCAUAACCUGCCUAUGUGAGUGUGUGAGAUUUUGUUUUCUUUUUGUUUUGUUUUCUGUUUUUUUAUUUCCCAGUGUAAUCAUUGCAGUUCGCUUUGUGAAGUUGGAAUUCUGAUAAAUGCACAGUUGGCUGUCAGAUUUUUAUUUUUUAAUUACUUGAAAUGUCGUCCCUGUGUCCUGAUAUGUUCAAUCUUGUACAAAGAGACAGGCAGGAAAUCCAUGUUUUUUGACUAGAACUGUCGUUUUAUGUCUAAUGCUUUUCUGUUUUAGUUUGAAAUAUCAUGAAUGUUUGAAAGGUGUAGACCUGUCAUAACUAAAAGUUUUUUUUAAAUUUUAUAUAUAUAUAAUUCUCCUCCAGCAGUCUUGAGUUUUGCCAACUGUAUCUUUCCUGACUUCGCUUCCACAAACAUGUACCAUGUACAAGAAUGACCGGUAGCAAAAAAUGAUCUCACAAGAAAUUUAAUGCGUGAUCCUGUAAUGUUUGUGCUUCGUGCUCUAUACGUUUACAUGGCUACAUUACCCAGUGACCCAAAAUAUCAGAGAACGUGUGUUAUAGCUGCGGAACGGUUAUCCUUUAUAACCAACCCAUUGCUUGUUCUGGUGAACAACUUAAUUGUUCGAACAGAAUGUGUGUGGACCUUUUUCUCCUCCAAAAAUUAAACUUGGAGGAGUCCGUUUUAAACCGUCAUGUACGGUUGUGAAUACCGCGUCACCCGGUACGCGAGCUGUCGUGUUCGGUGUAGGGCGCUUGACCCUAAAGAUGCCAAGCCGUUUGAAAGCAGUGUAUCAUGGGUCAGAUCACCGCAUCAAUGGCAGGUCAUGUCAAAAUUCCCAUAGUUUGGGAAACACGCAAGACUCUUAAAAUAAUGAAAGAGAUAAUGACCCUCGUUUGACUGAACACAUGGUUUUAGACAAAUUAGGAAUUUAAAACUAUAUCAGAGUAGUGGAUAAUCGUUUUGCUAUCUAGCUUGUCAUUUUAGAAGACGUUUUGUGGCUGGGUAUAAACAAAAGAUUCAGCAAAUCUCCUUGACAGUUGUACUACACGUCCUUUCAGAUUAGCUCAAAUGAAGGAAAAUGUUAAUUAUUUUACUUGGAAUUACUGAAAACAACGUAAACGCAUUCACCCGAUUUUAUUUUCCUAUUUUAACAGUAUUGAAUUGUGUCUUACGGCCACUGAAGUGAUACAAACACCUCUGUUUUCACCCGUCCGUAUCAUUUCGUUGACAGCGGUGUCAGGUCAGUGGAUUCCGUUUGAAAGGGAUUCGUCUCCGCGCGCGGGCCUCCUGUCCGUGCUGGCGUGCGCUGAUGUUUGGCAAGAUCUCGUGCUGCGCAUUUUGCGACUGUAUCAUCAAAAUCCAAACUGGGCAAAACGUGCAGGCGGGCGACCAACGGUCAGCAAGCUCCUUGUGAUCAGAUUGGAAAAGUUACUUUUUAAGUCCCCUUAUCUCGCAUCGCUGUAAGACCAAUAAAGGGGGUUCGCAGCUCGCUGAAUUGUUUACAUAUUUUCCCGGAAAUGGCAGUUGGCUGUGUCCACUAAUAACGAGAAACCGCGGGAGCGGUGCCGCAUGGGUUCUCGCGUUUCCUCCUGUCAUUCCUCGCGCAAUGUGAGCUGGUUUUGAAGUGAGCGAUCCGCCUCCAUCAGCCCAGAUUUACGCUGUCGGUUCUUAGCGCCUGGUUUGUAAUGUAAAUGAAGUUUGUUUUAAAUGGAGAGUUGAUGAAUAGCUGGUCUUGUUGAUGUGACGUUGCCACGAAGACCCCGCCCCCAGCCCUUUUCGACGAGCUCAGUCAUUUAGCCUCGCUCUACUCUGCUAAGCGAUAAUCAAUUCCGUUCGUUUGAAUUAUUCAGGAAAGCCCAUUUCCACACUAGCCUCCCUUGUGGGCUGAGGUAAAGUUGUUUGUUUAGUGUUUUCUAAGCUGUAGGAAUGAUUCUGGACUGUGUGUGAUUUUAGUUCGUUUGGGUGGGGCGGGGUUAUGUGAAGGGAGUGAUCUGGCCUGACUGAUGAAUCUUAUGUCCAAGCUACUAGGAGGCACCUUAGUGUUGGUGUUCAUGUGAUUCUGAUGGAACUGUCACUUGUUCAAGUCGUUUUUCCCCUGUCUAUUUUUGUGUCAAUCAAGGAAAUCUCCAGCUCCCCAGUGAGACCCAUGGUUUAAAUUGUCUAUAGGAUUCAGGCUGGCUGACUGACAACAGAAAACAAACCCUUUUGUGGGCCAGCUUCUAAAGACUGUGAACUGGACCCUUGACCAACGCCCCUAUGGAUGUGGAUGAGGUGCAGCGGUGGGACUGGGGGGGUACAGACGAACCCGUCAGUCCCAGCUGUGACACCCCCACUGUUCUGAGGAGGGUUUCGCCAGUCGGUCCCAUGGCUGUGCUCAGCUUGGAAAUCAACGGUUUUUUCAUCAUAGUCAUCGGAAAUAGCGUUAGUGUUUUUUUAAUUUUUAUUUUUUAUUUUUUAUUUUUCUUUAUUUAUGAAGAAUGAAAGGAGAUGUCUGAACUUUGGGAGCUGAGUCACAUUUUACUGGUUUAAAAAUAAACAAAAUAAGUUUCAA